AAGAGUCCGAUGGAUGGUAAAAUAACAUCGUGCAGAUAUGUUUGUUCUAAAGAAGGUCUUCGGAAAAAAGGACAAAAAGAAUCCAUUCAAAAGUGCUUUAGAGCUGAAACAAGAACCGAGUGCCCAGCUUUUAUGAGUCUUACAUUGAAUCGUGUGUCUGGAAAUUUUGAAGUCCGUGAGGUAGAUCUUCAACACAAUCACCUCCUUUACUUGCCUCAAACCCGACACCUUAUGGUGUCGCAAAGAAAGAUUUCAGAUUUUCAAGCUUUCGAAAUUGAAGCCGCAGAUGAUUCUGGAAUUAUGCCUAAAGCUGCAUAUGAGCUUGCUACACGGACUGUUGGUGGAGCAUUUAAUCUCGGCUACACUUGUCGUGACCAUAGAAAUCUUUUGCAAAGCAAGAGGCAACGGGAAUUGGCUUUUGGUCAGGCGGGCAGCAUGUUAAAGUUUUUCCAUGAUAAAAUGGCUGAAAACCCGUCAUUUCUGUACGAUCUGCAGUUGGAUUGUGAGGAGCAUAUAACAAAACUCAAUGCACAGAUAAGUGCUAUGAAGGAUCCAAGUAAUGAUCAGUUGGAUGAAAAUGUUGACCCAAAUGUGCAACAAAAUGAAGACUUCCUAAGAGCAGCGCGGCUAAAGAAAAAGGAAGUUCAAUCCAAAAAUUUAAGGAGGAAAAAAUCUUGGCUUGAUAAGUUGCUUAAGGGAAAACGCAAGGCAACUAAACCUGUUGUUUCUACCCAAAGAGGAGCAAAGCAAUCGAAGAAAAAAGAUGAUGUACAGCCACAAGUUCAAAUGGAGGAUGAUAGCCGCAAGAAAGAAGACAAUGUGGACAAUGAAAAGUACAAUGUCAUCGAGAGUUUUACCCAACUCCUCACAACUCCUACUUGUGAUGGUGGUAGUUUUUAUGAUGAAAAUUUGUUCUAGUGUCUAGAUGUUGGUAGCUAACUAUUGUCUUUUGGGGCCUAAGUGUACAAGUAGUGAGGCCUAAGUGUAUUUUGGGGUGCUAAUUAUAGUCUUUUGUUCAGUACCACUUGUAGCUACAAAAUCUGAAUGAUAUGCAUCAGACUUCCAAUGUUAAGUGCUUGGAAAGUUGUGAGCCA
This is a messenger RNA of Lolium rigidum, 1094 nucleotides long. RefSeq lists its product as uncharacterized. The record is from RefSeq and is a predicted model, not a curated record. Bases 10 to 918 code for a protein of 302 amino acids. NCBI's taxonomy places the organism in Eukaryota, Viridiplantae, Streptophyta, Magnoliopsida, Poales, Poaceae. The transcript is spliced from 3 exons.